This is a messenger RNA of Colletotrichum navitas, 1513 nucleotides long. Its product is annotated as sterol desaturase family protein. Gene Ontology annotation, molecular function: C-4 methylsterol oxidase activity; iron ion binding. The coding region runs from base 441 to 1460 and encodes 339 amino acids. The record is from RefSeq and is a predicted model, not a curated record. Gene Ontology annotation, cellular component: endoplasmic reticulum membrane. The transcript has a single exon. Lineage: Eukaryota; Fungi; Ascomycota; Sordariomycetes; Glomerellales; Glomerellaceae. Gene Ontology annotation, biological process: sterol biosynthetic process.
UGCGUCUUGAAUGCUGCUUUUCGUGAAGCUGGCCGUGCCCGGUACAUCAAGCUUGGGAGAGACUUCCUGUUUGGUACAGCUCUGGCGCUAGUCCCAUGUGGGACGGAGCACUCGCUAUCUUCACACCCGUGCAACGGGCCCUACGUCAUGGCUGCCAACGUGCGCCUCGAUGCUUGUUUGCCCACGUCCUGUACAAUGUGUAACGGCCCAGCCCUGUCGUGAAGACAAUGUAAUCUCCUUCGAGUCUGUAGCAUCUUUUGUCGCGGCUUGGUUUUUGGCGGAAUCGACUCCUCGUCCUUGACCUGUCCCCUUCUCCUCCAGCAGCCGCGGCUCACUGAUGUCCUCUUCACCCACUGCCAGCUCACUCGUUCCGCUCAUCACGGCCCGUCUCAUCUCAACACCACGAGUCAAGGAGCCAACCAGCUGAAAAGUCCACCACCAUGGAUAUCCUCCUCUCUCUCCCGAUUGUCUCCUACUUCCUCGCGCCUUCGAUAACAUCAUGGACGACCUCCCUCAACCUCCUCUUCUUCUACAUGACCUGGACGACCCUCGUUCUGUCCCACGGGCCCCUAAAGGUCCAGCUCGUCGGCGUUCUCGCCAUCCGCCUCAUGCUCUGGCUGGUCCCCUCCCUCGUCUUCCUCCUCUUCGACACCCUCGUCCCCUCCAUCGCGGGAUCCAUCAAGACUGGCGGCGCCUCCGCCCUCCCGCCCGCCCACGGCCCCACACUCCUUAGAGUCCUGCUCCUGGCCAUCUUCAACCUCGCGUUGUCAGCCGCCGUCGAGGGCGGCAUCAGCCUCGCUUACGCCUCCUACUUUCCCGAACCCCUCUUCCGCGCUUCCACCGCCCUGCCCCUGCCCUUUCAGCUCCUGAAGCACCUCGCCUCCCUCAUCGCCGCCCGCGAGGUCCUGACCUACUACCUCCAUACGCGCGUCCUACACGGCCGCGGCGGCAGCCGCCGCUCAGCCCUGACCCGCGUCGCCAACCUGCACGCCUCCUACGCCCACGCCCGCGCCGCGCCGCCCUUCUCGCUGAUGCUCUUCGCCGACCACCCGCUCCCCUUCCUCCUACACCGAGUCGCGCCCGUCUUCCUCCCCGCCCUGGCCCUGCGGCCGCACCUGCUCACGUACUUCUUGUUCGUCGGCUUCUGUACCGUCGAGGAGACCAUGGCCAUGUCCGGAUACAGCAUCGUGCCGGGGAUCGUCAUGGGGGGCAUCGCCCGCCGGACGGCGGUCCACUACGCCGGCAGGGGGAACGGCAACUACGGCGCGUGGGGGGUGCUGGACUGGGCGCAUGGGACCAGCCAGGGGAACGACGUCAUCGACGACAUGCGCGCCGAGGCGGAGAAGCACCGCGUCAAAGAAAGGGGGGAAAGGGCGGCCAGCAACGGGGCCGAGUUCCUGCAGGACGGGAUCCAGGACUUGACAAAGGGCCGAAGCCGCAAAACAAAGAAGAACGCUUGAAGGGGGUGGCAUUCGCGACGUUUUGUUGCGAAUAAAAUACUUUGACCUGGACG